Cydia amplana is the source of this 2134-nucleotide messenger RNA. It is a transcript of the gene Pdi, whose product is annotated as protein disulfide-isomerase. NCBI's taxonomy places the organism in Eukaryota, Metazoa, Arthropoda, Insecta, Lepidoptera, Tortricidae. Gene Ontology annotation, biological process: response to endoplasmic reticulum stress; protein folding. The coding region runs from base 114 to 1601 and encodes 495 amino acids. The record is from RefSeq and is a predicted model, not a curated record. Gene Ontology annotation, molecular function: protein disulfide isomerase activity. Gene Ontology annotation, cellular component: endoplasmic reticulum. The transcript has 11 exons.
CACGUCAAACGUCACUUCGAGCAAGUGAAUGAAGUGGCAUAAAAUUUCGGCUUUGUCGGCAUUUCGUAGUUCUUCGUCUUCCGAGUAGGUUUUAAGUGGCCGGCUAGUUCAAAAUGCGUUUUCUUUUACUUACCGUAGCGAUAGCCCUGCUGGGCGCCGCACUCGGAGACGAUGUGCCUACAGAGGAGAAUGUACUUGUGUUGAGCAAAUCCAACUUUGACACUACAGUUCAGGCGAACAACUUCAUCCUGGUGGAAUUCUACGCGCCAUGGUGCGGCCACUGCAAGUCGCUGGCGCCGGAGUACGCCAAGGCGGCAACCAAGCUGCUGGAGGAGGAGUCUCCCAUCAAGCUGGCGAAGGUUGACGCCACACAGGAGCAAGAGCUCGCGGAGAACUACGGCGUGCGUGGCUACCCCACCCUCAAGUUCUUCAAGAACGGCAACCCCGUUGACUACACUGGUGGCCGCCAGGCUGAUGACAUCAUCUCCUGGCUCAAGAAGAAGACUGGCCCUCCAGCGGUCUCUGUGACCUCAGCGGAACAAGCCAAGGAGCUGAUCUCCGCCAACAACGUGAUUGUGUUCGGUUUCUUCCCCGACCAGGAGACGGCCAAGGCCAAGGCCUUCCUGAACACUGCUGGGCUUGUGGACGACCAGGUCUUCGCCAUCGUCUCUGACGAGAAGCUCAUCAAGGAGUUGGAAGCUGAGGCUGAGGAUGUUGUUCUGUACAAAAACUUCGAAGAUCCCCGCGUCAAGUAUGAAGAGGCUCAAUUUGAUGAGGACUCCAUCAAGAAGUGGGUGUUUGUCCAGAGCAUGCCUCUCAUCGUUGAGUUUUCCCACGAGACAGCCUCCAAGAUCUUCGGAGGCCAGAUCAAGUACCACCUUCUGCUCUUCUUGUCCAAGAAAAACGGUGACUUCGAGAAGUACGUUGAAGAGAUCAAGCCCGUCGCCAAGACCUACCGCGACAGAAUCAUGUCCGUGGCCAUCGACACCGACGAGGAUGACCACGCCAGAAUCCUGGAGUUCUUCGGUAUGAAAAAGGAUGAGACUCCCGCUGCGCGCCUGAUCGCUCUCGAACAAGACAUGGCCAAGUACAAGCCUGCCUCCAACGAGCUGUCUGCCAACGUUAUUGAGGAAUUCGUGCAGUCCUUCUUCGCCGGUACCCUGAAGCAGCACCUCCUCACCGAGGAUCUGCCGGCCGACUGGGCCGCCAAGCCCGUCAAGGUCCUGGUCGCCACCAACUUCGACGAAGUGGUCUUUGACACCACCAAGAAGGUGCUUGUCGAGUUCUACGCCCCAUGGUGCGGCCACUGCAAGCAGCUGGUGCCGAUCUACGACAAGCUUGGAGAGCACUUCGAGGCCGACGAGGACGUGGUCAUCGCCAAGAUCGACGCCACCGCCAACGAGCUCGAACACACCAAGAUCACCUCCUUCCCCACCAUCAAACUGUACACCAAGGACAACCAGGUCAAGGACUACAACGGUGAGAGGACGCUCGCCGGCAUGACUAAGUUCGUAGAGACUGACGGAGAAGGCGCCGAACCUACGCCCAGUGUGAGCGACUAUGAGGAGGAAGACGAGGUGCCCGCCAGAGACGAGUUAUAAGCCGUUGGCGCUUGAAGAGACUUCCGUAGCAUAGUCUGUAUAGAUUUAUAUUUACUUUUAUACUUAAUCUAACUGCAUUUCGUUCGCUAGACUGUUACUUUACGAAGGACUCUAAAUUAUGUUGGGUUGUACUGUUUACAAAUUUGAUAUUUAUUGUGAAAUACUCUCCUUGGGUCAGCCGGACCUCGAUAUUCGGGGAGACUAUGAUGGUUGAGUAACGCAGAUUUAAUACCAUCGACAAGAUAGUUGCAUAGUUGUACCGGCCAGUGUCCUCAGUGUAUUGUAUCUGUGGUAAGCAUAAUUUAUUCGAUGCGCUUAACACGCAUUUAUGUACAACACUAACAUAUUUAUAAUUUCUGUAUCAUAAUGAUAUGUUAUUAACACAUUCCUUAGUCGGAUACUGUUAGGUUGAAUUCAUCGAACAAUCGUUUUUAAGGGCACAGGCGGUUUUUAAUUUUUAACGAAUGAUUUGUGUCAAUGGCCAUAAUUGUGUUUUUUUUUCUGAUGUUAUUUUGGCCUCAGCAAAGUGUAUU